Messenger RNA from Saccoglossus kowalevskii, 6756 nucleotides. Its product is annotated as laminin subunit alpha-like. Gene Ontology annotation, biological process: regulation of embryonic development; regulation of cell adhesion; regulation of cell migration. NCBI's taxonomy places the organism in Eukaryota, Metazoa, Hemichordata, Enteropneusta, Harrimaniidae. The record is from RefSeq and is a predicted model, not a curated record. Gene Ontology annotation, molecular function: signaling receptor binding.
AUGGCGGGUAGCAAGUUUCUCGUCGCUUGCUUGAUAGUUUCAACUAUUGACAUUUUUUCAGGGAUUGUCAAUGGCCAAGUUCUGCAGCCUCCUUAUUUUAACAUCGCUACCGGUAAGAACAUCUCCGCGACAUCGACUUGUGGCGAGGAAGUUGGAGAGGAACUUUUUUGCAAACUGACUGGAAACACCGCUACCGAUGUCAUAUACAAUUCUGAUGUUAACUUGAUCCAGGGACAAAUAUGUGAUACCUGUGACCCGAAGAAUCCCCUGACAUCCCACCCAGCCUACCAUGCUAUAGACGGGACAAAACAAUGGUGGCAAAGCCCGCCACUUUCACGUGGGCUCGAGUACAACGAAGUCAACGUUACCAUCGAUUUUGGUCAGCAAUUCCAUGUCGCAUACGUCAUCGUGAAAUUUGCCAAUUCACCUAGACCAGCGUUAUGGGUAUUGGAGCGAUCUACCGACUACGGCCAAACAUUCACACCUUGGCAGUAUUUUGCAAGCACUGACAGUGAUUGUAAUACGUACUUUGGUAUGCAGUCUUUAGAAGCUAUUACCAGAGAUGACCAGGUGAUCUGUAGUACAGAGUAUUCAAAGAUUGUUCCAUUAGAGAAUGGGGAGAUUGUUGUCUCUCUUGUCAAUAAUCGUCCAAGUGCUAACAACUUCUCGUAUGCUGCCGUUUUACAAGAAUGGACCAAAGCAACGACUGUCAGGCUACGUCUUAUACGAACAAACACUUUGUUGAGUCAUCUUUUGGCGUUGGCAAGACAGGAUCCAACAGUAACUAGAAGGUAUUAUUACAGUAUAAAGGACGUGUCUAUUGGUGGUCGAUGCGUUUGUAACGGGCAUGCCGAUAAGUGUGAUACACCAGUACCGGGCGGUAAUCGGUUUCAACUCCAGUGUACAUGUCGACACAAUACAUGCGGUGAACAAUGUGAAAUUUGCUGCCCUGGGUUUGAACAAAAAAAAUGGAGGCCAGCCACUGUUGACAGCGCAAAUGAGUGUGAACCCUGCAACUGUCAUGGUCAUAGUAAUGAGUGUGUGUAUGAUGAGGAAAUAGCUGAAAAAAAAUUAUCUCUGGAUAUCCAUGGCAACUAUGAAGGAGGUGGAGUUUGUCAACGUUGUCAGCAUAAUACACAAGGUAUCAACUGUGAAGAGUGUAAAGCAGGAUAUUAUCGUCCACGUGGUGUGCCUCUUGAUAGUCCAGAAGUAUGUCAACCCUGUGAUUGUAACUUUUUCUACUCCACUGGGUCGUGUUCAGCUGAGACUGGGCAGUGUGAAUGUAGACCUGAAUAUGCUGGUUUGAAUUGUGAUGAAUGUGCAGUUGGUUACUAUGGUUACCCUACUUGCAGACCUUGUGAUUGUCAUCGUAAUGGUACAGAAGGAGGUGUAUGUGAAGUUGGCGGUAGACAAUGUCCUUGUAAGCCAAAUUACAUUGGUUUGAAUUGUGAUCGAUGCAGUGUUGGCUAUUACGACUUUCCUGCAUGUCUUCCUUGUGAUUGUGAUCAUCUCGGUUCCAGAGAUUAUGUUUGUAGUCCUCUUGAUGGUCAAUGUCAGUGUCGUAUUAACUACGGCGGUCGAGCAUGUGAUGAAUGCAAAGAUGGUUAUUAUAACUACCCUGCUUGCCAAGCUUGUUCUUGUGAUGCGUUUGGAACUGCUGAAGAAAUAUGUGACAAAGACACUGGUGCCUGUAUUUGCAAAGAGAAAUAUGGUGGACCAAGAUGUAGCAAUUGUGAUGUUAGUUACUAUAGUUACCCCAAUUGUUAUGACUGUGACUGUGAUACCGCUGGUUCUGCCCACGAUGGCUGUCGUGAUUCUGGACAGUGUCCAUGUUUACCAAAUUUUAGUGGCAAGAAAUGUGACAUGUGUGCAUCAGCAUAUUUCAAAUACCCAGAAUGCACUCCUUGUAACUGUCAUCGUACCGGUUCAUUCAGCAUAAGCUGUGAUCAGAUAACUGGACAGUGUAAUUGUAGAAGUAAUUUCCAAGGAGUCACAUGCAGUGAGUGUGCAGAAGGGUUUUAUAAUUUUCCAGCCUGUGAAGUGUAUUUAUGCAUUGCUUUUAAAUCUGUGUAUCCAGAAUGUAAAUGUGAUCCAGCUGGAGUUGUGUUUGUGCCUGGUGAACCGUUAGCAGGAUGUGGGGCAGCUACACAGGGGUUAUGUCAGUGUAAAGAGAAAGUGGGUGGAAGAACCUGCAACCUAUGUGAUCCACUGUAUUGGAAUCUGCAGUUCAGUAAUCCGGUUGGAUGUGAAGAAUGUCAUUGUUAUAAACCGGGAACUGUGUCUGGAAUAGCAGUCUGUGAUGUGGUUUCUGGUCAGUGUACUUGUAAAGAAUAUGUUGAUGGUAGACGUUGUGAUCAGUGUGAAGAUGGAGCAUUUGAUUUACAAACAAGAAAUGUAUUUGGUUGUCAAGCAUGUGGAUGUGAUUUGGGAGGUGCCAGAGAUGAAAACUGUGAUAAGUCUACGGGUCAAUGUGUCUGCAAGCCAAGAGUGUCUGGAAGAACAUGUGACAGACCUCUGGAUGUUCAUUUUUUCCACAAUCUGUAUCAUAUCAAAUAUGAAAUAGAAGAUGGUCGUGCUCCAAGAAAUAAACCUGUGAGAUUUGCAUUCCGGGAAUCUGACUUUCCAGGAUAUUCUUGGAGAGGAUACGCUGUCAUGUCAGCAGUCCAGCCUGAAGUGCUUAUACCAGUUGAAAUCAGAAACCCAAGUUUGUAUCGACUUGUAUUCCGAUAUGUAAGUCAAAACAACGAACCAGUGAAUGGAGAGGUUACAGUCACUCCAAGAACGCAGUCUGAAUUAGCCAUUGAACAGACUAGUAGUGUUGUGUUUAAUCCUGGUACAAGUCCACAGCUGGUGACAGUGUCUGGUAAUGGUGUUAUAAUGCCGUUUGUUAUGGAUCCCGGACAAUGGAUAAUCUCUGUAAAGUCACCAGAAAAUAUACUAUUGGAUUAUUUGGUGUUGUUACCUUCCGCUUACUAUGAAGCGCCAUUGCUACAAGUAACAGUGAAUGAUGCUUGUAAAGCUGGCAGCUACCAAGAAGCAUGUAAUGAAUAUGCGUUCCCAAGUGUUGCAACAUAUCCAACUAUAGAGGCCGAACAUGGUUACUAUCAAGACAGUGGUCAACGAUAUCCAACCCAAACAUUCAGAGAUCGGUCCAUUUUGCAAGAUUUGAAUGUUGAUGCGAUGGCACAACUUGAUGAACAGCAGCCAACACUUGGACUGUCUUUACCCGUACCCAGACCUGGAAAAUACGUGAUGAUUAUCCAGUAUUUUGAUGGUGGACCAAAUGCACACCGUCUUGAUGUAUCAUUACUGGAUUCAAGGACUGAACAAGAUGGUCAUUCUAACAUCUAUGAUUGUCAACAUUUAUGCCGUGCUGUUGUCUUGGAUUCUGAAAAUAAAGUAAAGGAAUUUGAUAUCAAACAAAGUAGGGUUACUAUUUACCUCGAACAAGAACAACCGUAUGACUUGGCAAUUGAUUCAGUGACCUUAAUACCUGUUGAAGAAUGGAAUGAAGAUUUUGUGAAUCAAGCAUUGGAAUGUGUCCUCAGGAAACCAAGUGACAUAUGUGUUGGUAGUCCUUACCUGACACCUCCGGGAACACAGAAAUGGGAAGUAGAGAGUUUAGCAUAUCUUCCAUCGUCUUCCCUUGUGCAUACUGGGGUAACUCCUAAUGUUGAUGAUCCAAAUACGGCUCUCUAUACAUUAGAUGGACCGGGUGGAGUUCCUUCAGUUGAGAUGAGAGACAUCUUACCUGACAACGGUCGCUAUGUUUUUGUUGUGCAUUACUAUCAACCAACAAGUGUGUCUUAUGAUGUCAAUUUUGAUAUUCGAGGAAGACCCAGUCAGAGUGGUACAUUUAAUGCUAAGUUCUGUCCACAUGUAUCUGGAUGUCGUUCUGUUGUGACCACGCAUGAUGGUGAUGUAGCUUUCGAGAUAAGUCCUUUUGCACCAGAUCUUGUCAUAACUAUUCCAGAUGAUAAAACACUGUGGUUGGAUUAUGUGAUGGCAAUACCAGAGGAGACGUACAGCUCAGAUGUCCUGGAACCACUACCAAUAGACCGUGCUGGGGAAUUUAUCAGAGAAUGCGGACAAAAUGAUUUCUAUAUCAGUUCAGAGACGACUGGAUUCUGCCGUGACAGUGUAUUCUCCUUGACCACUGAUUAUAACAAUGGCGCUGUCAAAUGUGACUGUAAUUAUGCCGGUUCUACAAGUUUUUCAUGUGACCCUCUUGGAGGCCAGUGCCCAUGUAAACCCAAUGUUAUUGGACGAACUUGUGACCGCUGUAAAACUGGCUAUUAUGCAUUUCCUAACUGUAUACCGUGUGGAUGUGUUACUGGUGUUUGUGAUGAUAACACUGGUGCCUGUAUUUGUCCACCUAAUGUUGGUGGACCAAACUGUGAUCAGUGUUUGCCAAGAACAUUUGGAUAUGAUCCAUUUAUUGGCUGUGAGGAGUGUGACUGUGACCCAAAAGGUGUACUUGGUGAUUUGAACUGUGACCUCGUGAAUGGACAAUGCAAUUGUCUUCCGAAUGUCGGCGGUCGUCAAUGUGACGUAUGCAAAGCAGGUUAUUUCAACCAUCCUAGGUGUGUACCAUGUACAUGCGAUCUCAGGGGAACAACCUCAGAUGUUUGCGAUCAACGGUCAUCAGCCUGUCUGUGUAAGGAGAAUGUUGAAGGUGUACGAUGUGACAAAUGUAAAGUUGGAACAUUUUAUUUAGAAGAACGCAAUCCAAAGGGAUGUACCAGCUGUUUUUGUUUCGGCAUCACGCAGGAAUGUAAAAGUUCAUCAAGAGUGUUUGAUCCUAUAACAACAAUGAAUGAUUGGACAGCAACCAACUUUGCUGAUGGGCGAGUGACUGUGAGGAAUAAUGUCAUUAAUAUUCAAGUUCUUGGUUCAGGAGAUGAUCCUGCUCAGGCAAUCUAUUUUGUUGCACCAAAGGAUUAUCGUGGAAACAAGGUAUCUUCAUACGGUGGUGUUCUGGAAUACUCGAUAACUUAUCGUAAUUUGAGGAAUGACGUCUCAGUACGGCCUAUGAGGAGACCAGAUGUUAUAUUCUCGGGUAAUAACUUUGAACUUGUAUAUUCUGCACCAUCUCAACCUGUAGCAGGAGUGACAUUGACAGUGGUUGUGGACAUCCUUGAGAGUAGCUUCCAGCAUAGUAUUGGUGGUGGUCAAGUUAGUCGUGAGGAAUUAAUGAUGACCUUAGCUGACCUCACUAAAUUACACAUAAGAGCGCAAUAUAUGACAAAUAUCCAAGAAGCAAGUUUGAGUUUUGUUUCCUUCGAUGUUGCUAUGAAAAAAAAAGGAACAAAGCGUCCAGCAGAAACAGUUGAACAGUGCAGAUGUCCUGCCAACUAUAAGGGACUCUCAUGUGAGAAAUGUGAGGAUGGAUACUACAGAGUCAGUAGUGGUGCGUAUCUUGGCGUAUGUGUACAAUGUGAGUGCAAUGGCCAUUCUGAUAUCUGUGAUCAAGAGACUGGUACUUGCUUGGAUUGUCAAGACAAUACAGCAGGUCCAAAUUGUGGGGAAUGUAAAACUGGUUAUGUUGGUGAUGCUACGAAUGGUACUCCAUAUGACUGCCAAAUAUGUUCAUGUCCAUAUCCAACAGAAAUUAACAAUUAUGCGUCUACUUGUGUACUUGGUUCAGGUGGGGAGACACUAAGCUGUGAGUGUUUACCAGGAUACACUGGUGAAAGAUGUACAAGCUGUGCUGAAGGUUACUAUGGAGACCCAACCAUUAUCGGUGGUGAAGGAUGUCGUCCAUGUGAAUGUAACAACAACGAGUUGGUAGAUCCUAGUGAUGGCGGAAGGCAGUGCGACGCCUUCACGGGUCAGUGUCUGCGUUGCAGACCGGGCACUGCAGGACAUAAUUGUGAAAGGUGUGCUGAUGGUUACUAUGGUGAUGCAAUUGUUGCUAAGGAUUGUAAAGAAUGUGACUGUGAUGAAUGUGGCACAGAAAGUUGUCAUCCUGAAACUGGUGUCUGUCUUUGCAAGCUUGGUGUCACUGGAAGUCGGUGCCACAAAUGUCCAAGAAACUACUAUGGCUUCAAUACAUGCAAUGGAUGUCAAUCAUGUGAAUGCAAAUCAGGAUCUGAAUACUCACAAUGUGACGAUGAUACAGGACAGUGUGAUUGCAAGCCUGGAGUCGGCGGCAGAGACUGCGGUGAAUGUCUACCUGGUUACUGGAAUUAUCAACUAAAUGGCUGUGAGCGAUGUGACUGUGGUGAGAAUCUACGAUGUCAUCCCACUACUGGUGACUGUGUCUGUUUACCUGGUGCAAAGGGACCUAAAUGUGAUCAAUGCGAAGAAAGAUAUGUUUUAACAGAACAAGGGUGCCAAGAAUGUGAUUCCUGCGUAACUUUACUUUUGGAUGAGAUGGAUGUAAUGGACUAUAAUGUCUCAGAUGCUAUUGAUGAUCUCACAGGUGUCUCUGUUGGUGUUGAUGCAGUCAAGAGACUCAUGAAGAUAAACGACACAGCAUAUGAACUAUGGGCCAAGUUGCCAGGUGUUAAAAAUGGUUAUAGUGGCAAUUUACAACCAAUACUGGAUGAUAUCAGUGAAUUGAAAGAUGAUGCUAAUGACAUUGAAGCAAGGUCUCGUAAAGCCAAGAAAGAUGCUAAGCCAAUAGCUAAAGAGGCAGAAGACACUGAUAAACGAGCUGCAGAAGUGGAAGAUCUUGUUAAUAAAGCUGCUCGGAAAGCAAGAGGUAUUUUAAAAAUCCACUGUAAACAUUUCAUGAGAGAAUCGUUAAUAUGA